AUGUUGAAAAAGUCUCUGAUAAGUUCGUUCCUGGGACUGUUUUUAAUCAUCGCAGCAAGCAAUGCUAAAAAUUUACAGCCUUUAGAGCCCGUAUUGGAGGGUGGCCAUAUUGCUAGACCGGCCAAAUUCAAGCCUCACGUGUCCAUUCAAGUCCUCGGUCCCUACGGUUGCACUUACCACUUGUGCGAGGGCGCGAUACUCGACGAGCUGCACAUCAUCACCACGGCUUUCUGCGCCACUGCGUAUAAAGAUAAGAAUUUGGUCGUCGUGGCCGGUGUGUCAGAUUUGCGCGACAAAGAGGCCGGCCUGUAUCACGAGGUCGAGCAUAUCUACACGCCCAAAACUUAUCGUUUAAAAUUGGAGAGUCACGACGAUAUAGCAAUCUUGAAGCUGAAAAAACCACUGCCCCUGGGCAUAGAUUCAAGAAUACAGGCAGUCAAAUUACCCACUGCCCAUCAUACGGUCGAAAAAGACUUCGCGCUACUGAUGACUGGCUACGGCUUUAAAGAACAGCAUCCGAACGGCACAGUGAAGUUGGCAACAAGAGGCAGUCCAGUUUUACGAUGGGAUAUUCAAACGAAUCCCUUCAAUGACGAGAAAUGCGAUGCCGAUGAUAAGGAAUUCUGCACCGUAGUCCAGGUGUUCGAGUUGAAAUCGACGACUUGCAACAGACACAGCGGCGCUCCGCUCGUCGAAGUGAAACUCCUCGCGCAUGAACAAAUUGAAUUCACCUUGAUCGGUGUUUCGAAAAUCACGAAUCCACAUUGGUGCGGAUCGUUCAACAAAUACACCAACGUUUCGACCUAUCUGGAUUUCAUCAGUAACGUACGAAACCAAGUUCUAAACGACGUGCAAUCUGAAACGAUAACGACUGACGAUAAUGCGAACAAGUUGCGCGAAUAUCCUGACUGCUACGAAUUAGAAUAA
Messenger RNA from Trichogramma pretiosum, 927 nucleotides. Its product is annotated as azurocidin-like. The record is from RefSeq and is a predicted model, not a curated record. Gene Ontology annotation, molecular function: serine-type endopeptidase activity. Gene Ontology annotation, biological process: proteolysis. The transcript is spliced from 4 exons. NCBI's taxonomy places the organism in Eukaryota, Metazoa, Arthropoda, Insecta, Hymenoptera, Trichogrammatidae. The coding region runs from base 1 to 927 and encodes 308 amino acids.